This is a messenger RNA of Parathielavia appendiculata, 1879 nucleotides long. RefSeq lists its product as uncharacterized. NCBI's taxonomy places the organism in Eukaryota, Fungi, Ascomycota, Sordariomycetes, Sordariales, Chaetomiaceae. The coding region runs from base 130 to 1491 and encodes 453 amino acids. The transcript has 2 exons. The record is from RefSeq and is a predicted model, not a curated record.
CCGAUGGGUCAUUACUCGUAUAAAUCUACCCCGGAGCGGCCCAAGUUCCCUCUUCCAUUUCGGACACUGACAUUACAGCGGCAGUCAGAACAUCGCAAGCGAGCAGAAAAACAAAUUGUUUACUGCCCAAUGGCACCUCGGAUCAUCGUCCUCUGCGACGGCACUUGGUGUGGCCGCGAGACCGGCACCCAGACUAACAUCUAUCGCUUGGCCAGGCUGUUCCAGGUACCUAUCAGCGACCUCAAUAGCACGCAUGAGUAUAUCCGUCACCCUGACCCCGCCGUCCCGGCCAACAGCCAGGUCGUCGCACGGUACCGCCACGGCGUUGGCCUCGGCGGCAGCUUCCUCGACUACCUGUUCAACGGAGCAACGGCUACCGACCUUGCCGAGGAAGUCAUCUCGGCGUAUUCGUUCAUCGUCAAUCACUACACUCCCAGCCAUGAGGUUUGGAUGUUCGGCCUCAGCCGCGGGGCAUACACGGUCCGCUCGGUUGCCGGACUGAUCAACAACUACGGCAUCAUCGACCGGGUGCGAUUGGGACUCAGCGAUGACCAGACUCGUCAGCUUUGCGAAGAAGCGUACUAUUUGUACAAGUGCCCUGAUCCCGACAACAGGCCGCAUGCUCGCGACUCCAUCGACUUUCGGCGCAGGAACUCCUGGCCGCUAAUUGGUGAUGCGGUACCCGGCCCUCUCCAACCACCAGUGAGGUUCAUGGGCCUGUUUGAUACUGUGGGGUCGCUCGGGAUCCCAACGCUCACGGGCGGGCUGGGAUUGAACUACCCUGAAUUCUACGACGACCGGGUAUCCUGGGCAGUGAGGGAUGUUUGUCACUUGGUCUCGGUUCACGACCGCCUCUGGGCCUUCCAACCCUGUCUGGCGAGGAGGACCCGUGGUGGACGAGCAUUGAUCCACGAGGAGUGGAUUCCCGGCUGCCAUUACGAUCUGGGGAGGCAGAGGUUUCGGUUCUGGAGGAGCGGAGGGCCGCUACUGGAGAGGAUCCUGAGCCUCAUCAGCUACAUUCCCAUCAUUGGAGAUGGGAGGACGGUCGAGCCGAAUGAAGUACUGUCUGACCUUGCCCUCUGGAAGAUGCUGCAACAGGUGGCACUGCACGACGCAGGGGGACUUCUUCUCCAGGUCCCACCUUUGGCAGCGUUGGCCUCAUUGGGGUCUACGAUCGGGACAGGAAACUUGGGCACCGGCGAUGUCUACGGCAACAUCGCCAGCUACGGGCCGUUCGGCGACAGGUUUGGACGCUCCAUUGCUCGACUUCUGGGCCAUCUGGCUGCGUGGACUGUAGUGUUUGGCACACGGGAUCGGGUGAUUCCCACCGGGAACGCCACUAUUUAUCGUUAUCGUCAACAUGAUCCACAGCUACCGUUAGUCGUGAAUCCUAUUGGGGACCUCGGCAACAUCUCGCGAGGUCGGGACGGGAGAUAUCCGUCCGAAACGGCAGAGUCAUGGGCAUUACGGUCGGGGAACCUACCGUUCUAGAUGCGUGGACUUGAUGGAGCAGGCGGGUGAACUCCUUGGUGGUUAAAACGGAAGCAUGUCAACAUAUGACGGAUGUGGAAAUGGUGAAUCGUAAUCAUUCUGCGACAGGGGUUUUUCUUCAUGCACGCGACUACAUGGUCAAUGACGGGUUGUUAGCGACAGCUUGUCACCACUAUCACUCGGCGCACCUCAAAAAGCAAAGGUGGCGGUAAGAUGGACAGAACUUCCUGCCGCAUCCGGACAGGCUACGAUAGCCACAGUGGCACUCUGAGCAACCCUCCCUGCACACCGAACAGUCUCAGUACAUCGUCCAACAAUGUAAUGUGUUAGAGUAGGCUAGAGGCAUCUAGACUUGUUGUGAUGAAUUGGUUAUUGAACGCCUCUACUA